Messenger RNA from Pocillopora meandrina, 531 nucleotides. Lineage: Eukaryota; Metazoa; Cnidaria; Anthozoa; Scleractinia; Pocilloporidae. The record is from the annotation of a GenBank genome assembly.
AUGAUUGCCCCCCAGUUAAGAGUAUUCAGAAGCCACUCGGAGACUUCACAAUGGGUACAGCUCAUGACAAGACGUGAAAGUAUAAAUGAAGCCAAAGAAGCGAUUUUCAGCAUAGAUGACAUUAGCAGCAAACAAGGUUAUCUACCAGCGGGAAUGAAAUACAUUGAAUGUGCCCUCAAAAUCGCCUGCAGUAAAGGAGAAGAGAACGACGACAAAAAAGCUUUUAUUUCCAAGAUUCUGAACAAUAUAGGUGUCGUCUUCUUGAAGCAAGGAAUGUUUGAAGAGGCUAAAGAACACCAUGAGCUUGCACCGAAUCAUCUUGGUUACAACCUGAAUCAGGGCCAAAAGUCGAGUCGAGAAGUUGCGGACUCUUUUAAAAAACUGGGAAAUGUAUUCUAUAGACUAAGCCACUUUGAUGACGCGAAAGAUUACUUCAUCAGGUCGCUGAUGAGGGAAGAGUUGUGUGGUGAAGAGGAUGCUGCUGUUGCUUCCUCCCUUAACAAUCUGGGAUCCAUCUACAGCGUAUUGGGU